AUGAUGAUGUAUACGGGAACUAGUACGGAGCAGGAUACGCGGUUCAGUGACAAGGAGAAAAAGCUGAUGAAGCAAAUGAAAUUUGGCGAUUGUUUGACCCAACAGGUGGACAUGUCCAAGGUGAAGCUUGACGUCCUAAAGCCUUGGAUCACCCAGAAGAUCACAGAAAUAUUGAAGAUGGAAGACGACGUUGUUAUUGAUUAUGUCAACAACCAACUCGAGGAAAAGUUUCCUUGCCCAAAGAAGAUGCAGAUCAACUUGACCGGUUUCCUCAACGGAAAGAAUGCACGACUUUUCAUGGGAGAGCUAUGGGAGCUGUUGCUGAGCGCGCAGGCCAGCGACAACGGUAUCCCCGAGUCUUUUACACAGCAGAAGAAAGAAGAGAUUAAGAAACGAAUGGAAGAACAGCAAAAGGACAAAGAUAAAGACAGGGACAGACGUCGAACUCGAUCCCGCUCUCGGUCGAGGCGUUCGCGCGACCGUCGCCGUUCAAGAUCAAGGUCGAGAGAUCGAGAUCGUUCUACUGACAGGAAGUAUCGUGGUAGCAGCCCGCGGCGUUCCCGACGACGCAGUAGGGACAGGAGUAUUCCCAAACCACCACCACCAGUAGAUGACAUAAAACUACCAGAGCCUAAGGAAAACGGCAAGUCCCCAGAGAAGAGAGAAGAGUUGGAAAUUAAAGAGGAGAAGCAUGAAGAGAACAACCACUCUGAUCAGCUGAAGGACGACUCACAUGUGGAAGAACAGACUGAAGUGAAGAAGGACAAGUCUAAAUCUCGCUCAGCCUCACCUGCCCGAUCAGACAAGGAUGAAAAGGAAAAUGAUGACAAAGCGGCUGAAAAGAAACAUCGCGAAUCAAGUGAUCGCCGAUCGUCGUCAGCUUCGUCGCGCGGCAGCAUUAAGAAACCGACGUCACACAAGAAGCGUCACUACCGUUCCAAUAGGGAUUCGUCGACAAGUGUUAGUCCGAGGCGUAGCACGCGUAGAGAGAGGAGCAAGUCGCGCCAUCGCAGUAGCCGCCGCAGGUCCAUCGAGCGGAGGGAGCGAGACAGGGAGCGCGAGAGAGAGCGAGAGCGGGAAAGAGAAAGAGAACGCAGGCGCCGCGAGAGAGACAGGCGGGACAGGUCACGCGAACGUCGCCGAUCGCUUGAAAGACGUAGAAGGUCCCGUUCACGCUCUCGACGACGUUCUAGAGACAGAUCUCGUGAUCGUCGGCGGUCGCGCUCGCGCAGGCGUUCGAGGUCUCUGCGUCGUUCCGGUCGUCGUUCGCGAGAUCGUCGUUCCAGGGAUAGAAGGUCGAGGGACCGAAGGUCCAGAGAUCGUUCUAGGGACAAGAAGUCACGCGAUCGCACCAAGGACAGAAGAUCAAGAGACAAGAAAUCUCGCGAAAGAAGAUCCAGUGACCUCAUCAAAGAACGGUUGGAAAAAUCUGUCUCAAUACCCCGUAAAGAAACGUUUGAGAAAUUGCGGCCUCCGUCAAUAGACCGUGUCUCGUUGCCGCGUGAUGAAGCUGUGAAGGUGCAAGUGUCAAGUUCCAGUCGUGAGUCGUCUGUCGCCAACGACAAAUCGGCAUCUCAAGACGACACUCUUGUGAAAUCCGCUCAUACGUCCGACGAAGACGACUUUAUUCCCAUUCCGACAUUGCGAGACUAUUCUAAGAGUUUGACACGUACCCCUUCGCCUUUCAUAAGGAGACCAAAAGUCUCAAAGAAGUCAGAUCGAUCAGGCGACGAAGUGUCGGAUAAAGAUCAGCCCGAGUCUGCUGCUGCCGCUCAAGAGACUAAAAAGAAACGUAAACCUAGGGCAUCUGAGUCUGAAAGUGAUAGUAGCGAAGAGGUUCCCAAAUCUAAAAGCAAGGCCAAGCCAAAACGCAAGGACAAAUCUAGUUCACGGCGCUCUAAAAAGGUCAAAAAGGACACUUCUUCUAGUGACAGCGAAUCUGAUGAUUCUUCUUCCAGCGAAUCAGAAGAGGAUAGAAAGAAAAAGAGCAAGAAAAAUGCGAAGAAAAAGCUCUCUAAAAAAUCACGUAAGAAGAGAGCGCGUUCUUCGAGUUCGGAAUCUAGCUCAGAAGAGGAAAUCAAACAUAAAAGUUCAAAAUCCAAACAAAAAGGCAUUCCCGAGGAAUCGGAUACUGAGAAAAAAGGUAAAAAACGCAAGGAAAUAAGCGUGGAACGAACUAAGUCCGAAAAAGUCGACAUAAAGCAGAAUAAAUCUAAAAAACCAGAAAACUCGGAAGAAUCUAACGAGGAAAGUUCCGAAAGUGACAGUAAAAUAAAUAAGAAAAAGACUAAGCACGAGUCCUCAUCGGAAAAAGAAACGAGACGUAAAAAACCUGAUGCCGUCAAAGUGACUUCCCCAGAGGUGUCAAAAUCUAAACGAGAUGAUAAAUCCAAAAGCAAGCAGAUCGAUGAAGUAAAAGCUAAAGCACGCGACGAAGAAAGAAAGGGCAAAAAGCGCGAAAAGGAAGAAUCAUCAUCUGACAGUGAUCAGGUCUCCAAGAAGAAGAAAAAGAAAGUGUCUGAAUCAGAAUCGGACUCUGAAAGUGAUGAACCGAAGAAAAAGCGUGCCAAAAAGCAUAAGAAGCAUUCAAAGAAACACAAGAAGCAUAAGAAACACAAAAAGGCCUCGAAAAAGAAGGACGAUUCUUCAGAGAGCGAGGAGGCCGAGGAAGAGGAAGAAGGUAAAGUGAAUAAUGAAGAUUUAGAAAAGAAACUCAGGGAGAGAGCACUCAAAUCAAUGAAAAAGCAGACGAGCGCUUCUGGUUCUGAUUAA
Molecule: messenger RNA, 2772 nt
Organism: Leptosia nina
Lineage: Eukaryota; Metazoa; Arthropoda; Insecta; Lepidoptera; Pieridae
Source: the annotation of a GenBank genome assembly